Messenger RNA from Uloborus diversus, 817 nucleotides. RefSeq lists its product as uncharacterized. The record is from RefSeq and is a predicted model, not a curated record. The transcript is spliced from 3 exons. Lineage: Eukaryota; Metazoa; Arthropoda; Arachnida; Araneae; Uloboridae. Bases 142 to 726 code for a protein of 194 amino acids.
ACCUUUGUACCCUCCUACCUCUUAUCAGACAAAAUUAAAUAAUAGUGUGCAAACUGUUUAAUGUGCCAUCUCUCAAAGGAUUGUUCAACUUGUUCUUUGAAUGUUCCAAAGGAACUCGUUUUUUAAAUAUUCCAUUUGAAGAUGACUUCUUCUUUCUCUCUCGUUUUCUUUUUAUGCAUUGCAGUCUCGAGUGCUGUCGCAGCAUCACCCUGGUUUGGUGUUUGGACUUACGGAUCCCGUCGACAUAGUGUUUAUGUCCAUCGUGGAAGUCACAGGCCUUAUGAUGACGAUGGUCAUCAUCAUGACCAUGACCAUGGCUAUCCCUCCUCGGAAAGCGACCAAAGUAGUGAUCAGCAACCUGGCAAGAAGUGUCCUCACGGGAGACGAUGUAAAGAUGGAACUUCUAGUCUUGACAAAGUUCGGGAACGCUUCAGCUGUAACUGUCUUCUAAAAGUGGAUAGUAAAACAGUGUUUCGUCAAAAGGAUCCAAGAGGUCUGUACUCAUGCAGUCGAAGGAGUUUGUACAGAUGCUCGCGGUAUUGUGACGAACUGUUUGAAGAUGACAGCUUACGGGCCCGCUCUCGCCAGGAAGCUUGUGAUGUUCUGAAUGAAGAAGUCAACGUUGCCUGGUAUCGUCGAAGUCAAAUUUGUGGAGAAGGAGAAUACUAUCAAGAUGUUCCUCUUUCUUUCAAUCUUUGUUGUUAUAGGGGACGGCCUUGUUAUUAAAUUGAUGCUUAAACUUUCGAGUGUACCGAACUUGUUCUCUUUGUAUUCGGCUAACUUUAUAACUACUGGAUUUAUUUAUAAUUGAUUUUUC